AUGAAGAGUUUGUUGUACUCAGGGUUUGAUGCCGCUAAAGAGUUUUCAAAGUUACUAAAAGGAGAAACCGGCGGCCAUUUGUUGCGUUUAUAUUUCAACAGCUCACCAGACCUUCCUGUUGAGCUUCUAGAGGCAUGGAAGCUUCGACGUGGACUAUCGUGUAUAUUCCCGCUUAUCAAGAUGAUUUUGAACCAUCCUGAGGGAAUAAGUAGAUCAACUGAGAUUGGAAGAGCUAUUGACGAGUUUUGUGGGUUAUUAGAGAAAAACUCGAUGACAUUUGCACAGUAUUGA
This is a messenger RNA of Arabis nemorensis, 291 nucleotides long. The record is from the annotation of a GenBank genome assembly. NCBI's taxonomy places the organism in Eukaryota, Viridiplantae, Streptophyta, Magnoliopsida, Brassicales, Brassicaceae.